This is a messenger RNA of Hyaloscypha bicolor E, 760 nucleotides long. RefSeq lists its product as uncharacterized. NCBI's taxonomy places the organism in Eukaryota, Fungi, Ascomycota, Leotiomycetes, Helotiales, Hyaloscyphaceae. The annotation marks the transcript as partial. The record is from RefSeq and is a predicted model, not a curated record. The transcript has 2 exons.
AGAUGGCGCAAGGGACCCUCAAAUCCAAGAAACUCACAACCGCGACUGCGAAAACAUCUCGCAAGCCGACCGUGCUGGGGCCGAAGAAGGGCGCGAGGACGAUUGCGCCGCGGAAGCAGGUUUUGGUCAGGAAUAAGGGGAUGGUGAAGAAACAUUCAGCGGGCUUGACGGCAAUGACGGAGCGGACGCUCGGUGCUAAGGCGGGACAUCUGGAGUUGUUGAAGGGGGGGAAGAAGAAUAAGGAUUUGAAGGGGAAAGAGAUUAAGAGCAAGGAGGGCGAGGUUAAGAGGGGGGGGAGUAAGAAGUUUGGUUGAAGGGUGGUGGAGGGAGAUGUGUUUGAAUGACGAUGUCUGGGUAUUGGGGAUAAUUGCACCGAGUGCGUCCCUGGAGGCUGGAGGAGAUGUUGAGUGUGAGUUGAAUGGUCGCAUGUCGGCGGACAGAGAUGAUGUGAGGGAUUUGAGAAGCCAAGGAGUAGCUUGUGAAGCUGUGGGGGGUCGAGGUUAAGGACGAGUUUGUAGGGGAUUGAUGGCAAUGGAAGGACGAAUCAGAUAUCCGUUGCACAAGAUUGCCGAAGCCUCCUUUCCAGUUUCAAUGGGAUGGGCUGCUCAACCCCGCAUCUUCCCAAACAUACGAGAGAAUUCUCCACAGACGGGCUGGAUCUCACAGUUGAGUCAUGCCCCGGCUCACUUGGUGCCGGCGGCCUGCAGCGAGUUGUCCAGACUCAACGAGGUGCUUCCACCAGCCGCGUCAAAACUUGCAG